GUGAUCACAGUGUUUACCUCUCACUGUGUUGACCUCUCACUGUGUUUACCUCUCACUGUGUGUGUCUCAGUGUUCAUCACGGUUGCAGGAGCAGAGAUCUGGUGUCCAACAACAAGCUCCGCUCGGAGAAACGUCGCUGUGAGGAGCCAUGUUUGAAAACUUCAGAGAAAGACUUCACAUGGUGCAGCAGGAUUUCACCACCGGCUUAAAGACACUUGGAGAUAAAUCAAGAGACACCAAAACCAAGAGAAGACCCAGGUUUGAAGAAAGCCCUCCACUUUUCAGUGCGGGACUGGAAAUCCUGAGCAGGUAUGAGGAGAAUUGGUUUCUACUCCACAAAAGAACUAAAGACUGUGCUCAGACUGCAGAGGUAGAAGCUCAUUUGGAAGGGGACUUUGAGGAGAUGGAGAGCAGACUGGUCUAUCUGGAGACUCUGUGUUGUCAGUGUGAACAACAGACGGUCAAACAACAUCAUGUCAACCAACUAGAAGUUUAUAAGAAAAAGAAGAGGAGAGAGCUGGAGGCACUGGAAGCGGAACUAAAUUCGGAGCAUGCUCAGAAGGUGGCAGAACUAGAGCAGACCAUGCGCCAAAAACUGCGAGACAGACAGAAGGUCUAUGAAGAAGCCUUUAACCAAGACAUGGAGCAAUACCUGUCCACUGGACAGAUACAGCAGAGAGAUCCAGCCAAACCUGAUGUGGGUGUUCUGGAUCACAUGAUGGUAACUAACAUGUCAGACCAGGAGGCUUUGGAUGACUUCCUAAACUCCAGCGGUGAUGACAAUAGUACUGGAUCAUCACUGACCUCAGGUCCAGACCUCGAGUCCUGCUCCUCUGAAUCUUCAAGAAGCCAAAUGAACCAAGCCCCUCCCACUGACAACCAACCAUCCAUUCAGGAUGCAGCAUUGGGGCGAGAAGAGGAAGUGGCCAGUGAGGAGAGUGAUGAACCUCUGGUGCAGUCUGAUGAGGAAGAGGUUCAGCCGGACAUGUCAUUGGUUGGUCUGCAGGAUGUUGAGAGGGCCUCUGAUGAGAGUGACUCCGCAGGGGACCUGCCAUCUGGGUAACUGAACAGCAAGGACCUUGAAACUCACUGAAUACUGGAACACUGACGACUGUUGCGCUGGCGUCCUGUGCUUCGCCUGGUCCUGGCUCUCGACUUCAGCCAACACGUGCCACUUUUCUGCUUCUUUUCUUUGAGGUCACAAAGCUCUGUUCUGAUUUGACUUGAAAACAUGGCUCCAACACAAAUGCUUGGAGAAAAUGUGGUCAGAGUCAGUAAUGCCAACUAACAGGGUUGUUGUUAAUUCUUAGUUUUUUUUCAUAGCACUGACAGAAAACCUUGUUCAUAAAUAGUGACAAAUUGAUGCCAAUCAGAGUAAGUGCCUGACAGGCAUCAGCGGAGGACAUGGCAGUUGCCACGGUGACAGGAGAUGUUCUUGUUGUGUAAGGCUUGGAGAACCAUGGCAAGAUCAAGUCUUUUUUGUUUGAGGCAAAUCUAUCGCUAAUGCAUUCUGUGUCUAUAGGAAGUUGGAACAUUUUGCAAUUGCUGGCUGUUAAAAGUCCUCAAGAUGGCUCCAGUGACUGAGCCCACACUGCAGAUGGAGCAGCUGGAGCCUCUGUCAGAUCAAAUCUACAUAAGACAUAUGGAUCAAGUUUCCUUAGUUCUGACAGAAACUGUCUGUCCACAAUUCAGCAGGUGAUAAUCUAUAUUAUUGUUAUUUUAAACAAAUCCCAUGAAAACCAACAAUGACAGGACUGAGAGUAUCAUGGUGGUGGAUGCAGUAUGUCAUCCUCUUAUUGUGGCAAAAUAUAAGUAAAUGUACAUUGUUCCCCUAAUAGUUGACCAAAGAGUGUGGAGGCAAGUCAGGAAGUAUUGGAAGAGAAUGCUUUGACGGGUUUUGUUCUUUUCAUUGAAUCUGUUGAUGUGAAAAUAUAAAGUAACACCAGACAUAUACUCUAACAUGUCUGUAAAGUUUUUGUUUGACAAUCAGAUCUGUUUUUAUGUCCUCCCCGCUCAAUAAAAUGUCAAUCUGUUUGUGUAUCAUAUAUUUAUGUCUUGUGGGGUUUAUUGCAAAAAAAAUAUGUAAAACAUCCUUGUCUGAUUCCACACAGUAAUUUACACAGAAUAAACAAAAGAGUAA
Paralichthys olivaceus (Japanese flounder) is the source of this 2140-nucleotide messenger RNA. The record is from RefSeq and is a predicted model, not a curated record. NCBI's taxonomy places the organism in Eukaryota, Metazoa, Chordata, Actinopteri, Pleuronectiformes, Paralichthyidae.